AUGUCCGAAUUCAUCGGAUCGUGCAUCUCCCUCAUCUCCAAGAGCGACAUCAAAUACGUCGGAACACUACACGAGAUCAACUCGGAGAACUCGACAGUCGCCUUGGAAAAUGUCAAGUCAUUCGGUACCGAAGGCCGUCGCGGCAACCCCGACGACGAGAUCCCGCCCAAUGACCAGAUCUACGACUACAUUGUCUUCCGUGGUAGCGAUGUCAAGGACCUGACCAUUGUCGAGCCUCCCAAGGAGAACAAGCCUCAGCCUCCUCAGAUGCCCAAUGACCCCGCUAUCCUCGGUGUAAGUCAAUCUCUCCAGCUCGACCUAGCCGUAAUCGCUAUGAUGCAACAUUCCGGAUGUAAACUUCUUGUCAUUGUCCAAGAGCGCAAAACCAUGUGGACCUUUUCCGUUGCCUUCCUUCUGAGCCCAUACAACCUCGCUCGACCCUCACCCAAUCCUACCAGAGCCGCAAGACCUCACGGCGCACCUGGCGCUCCCCAAGCACCACCAGCCGGCCCUCAGGGCGCUUUCCCCCAACCCAACCAGCAGCAACAACAGCAGCAGUGGCGCGGCCCCCAGGGCCCCCAGGGUCCUCAACAACCCCCACCUUUCCCUCCAUAUGGAUACCCUCCUCCGCCCCAGGCCAACUCCCGCUUCGGUCCCCCAGCAGGUCCUCAUGGCUUCCCCGGCGCUCCUCCGCAAUUCUACGGUCCUCCUCCUCCCGGCUGGUUCCCUCCUCCUGGACAGGGCUUUCCCCAGGGUCCUCAGGGUCCUCAAGGUCCUCCUGGACACUUCCCUCCUCAGCCUAUUGGCCCCCCUGGUCAGCAGCAACAGCAACAACAACAGCAACAACAGCCUCAGGCUCAGCAACAGAGAUCCCCCGAGACUCAAGCACCCUCGGCUCCUGCUAAGCAGCAGACUGAAUCGGCCCAAGACAAUGCCGCCUUCCCUCCCAAGAUCCCUGAACAGAAGCCCACGUCUUCCGCAAACAAGACGCAAGGCACCGAAGCUACCGCGCCACCUCCUCCUGUCGACUCAAAGCCUGAUGUAGCUGCCGCCACCGCACCUGCUCAGUCGCAAUCGAAGCCCCCCACUGGUCCCAAGAACACUCGCGUCGCCGUUCCUUUGGUUCCUUUGCACGCCAAGCCUGGCAACGCACCUAGCAACCUUGCUCAACAACAACAGACCGCUACUCAAACUGCAGCUGCUGCAGUGGCUGCUGCUAUGGCGAAGCUUCCUGUUUCAUCCGCUGCUCCUGCUGACGCAGGUAUCGACAACUUGACAAAGCGCGUUGGUGACAUGCGCACUGACGACAGAACAAGACACCCACGCCAGCCUGCCCCUGGUGGCUUCGCUCCUGGACAUCGUGGAGGUCAUGGCGGAAGACGUCCCAGCAACCGUGAUCUCGUCAAGCCAGUCGAGGUACCAUCGGCAGAUUUCGAUUUCGAGACCAGCAACGCCAAGUUCAACAAGCAGGAUAUGGUAAAAGAGGCCAUCGCUACGGGCUCUCCCUUGGGUACACCUACCGCCGACGAGCCUCAGCAGGCCCAGAACGAGGCUUCCAACGGUUUUGAGGCUCCCCAAGCCGAGCGUGAGGUGGUGAUUCCUGGCGCGACUUAUAACAAGUCAAGCUCGUUCUUUGACAACAUCUCAUCCGAGCUCAAGGACAGACAGGCAGCUCAAGAUGAUGGAAGACGUAUGGGAGGCAUGGAGUUCAGAACCGAGGAGCGAAAGAAGAACUUCGAAACAUUCGGCCAGGCCAACGUGGAUAACGGAUACCGUGGCGGAUUCCGUGGUCGUGGUCGUGGCAGAGGCUACUCUCGUGGUGGCCAACGUGGCGGUUUUGCUCCUAGAGGUGGCUACGCACCCAGAGGUCGUGGUGCAAGCUUUGCCGGCGACUCUUAG
Messenger RNA from Aureobasidium subglaciale EXF-2481, 1899 nucleotides. RefSeq lists its product as uncharacterized. Lineage: Eukaryota; Fungi; Ascomycota; Dothideomycetes; Dothideales; Saccotheciaceae. The coding region runs from base 1 to 1899 and encodes 632 amino acids. Gene Ontology annotation, molecular function: mRNA binding. The record is from RefSeq and is a predicted model, not a curated record. The transcript has 4 exons. Gene Ontology annotation, cellular component: P-body. Gene Ontology annotation, biological process: cytoplasmic stress granule assembly; P-body assembly.